CCCCGAUAAAUCUAGAAAUUUGAAUGGCAUCCCAAUGCGAUACCGUGCGAUGAUGUAUCCCCCUUACACGUAUUACGAGCAAACGAUUCCGGAGCUGGCUAAUGCCCAAUACGAUAUCGAUUACAGUGAUCAAAAUGUGCCUAUAAUGUUAGAUGGUCACGAAAGCUUGGUUUUGGUGGAAUUUUGCCAAAAGUAUAACUGUUCAAUUCAAGUAUAUCCAGAUGACUGGGGAACCGUACUCGAAAACGGAACAGCCACAGGAGCAAUAGGAGCUGUUGCGAAUCGCCAAGCAGAUUUUGUUGUAGGUGCACUCUACUACUGGGUUGAACCAUACAAGCUAUUGACCUACACGUUCCAACUCAGUCGUUCUGGGGUCAACGUGCUCGUACCAAGCCCGCAGAUGCUGCCUCCAUGGCAAACACCUUUUCUGUCCUUCACUAGUCAUCUGUGGAUUGCUGUAUCGGUGGUAUUUUGCAUUGGAGUCGGUUCUGUUUGGCUGGUGGAAAAAAUCCGUCACAAAAUGGUCACUCAAAGCAGCGGAAGAUCUAAAACAUUCAGCGACUCCGUACUCACCAUAACCGGAUUCUUUAUGGAACAAAAUGCUUCGAUGCACAACGAUUUGAUAGCGUGUAUCUUUCUGUACACAUCGUUACUUUUUGCGGGAUACAUGGUUAGUAACAAGUACGGAGCUGGACUAGCCUGUGUGAUGACAAUUCCCCUGUACGAAAAGUCCAUCGAAACCCCCAAAGACCUAGCGGACAGUGGUAUGCUUUGGGGAGCUGAAGUAGUAGCCUGGGUGAACUCAUUUACGUUAGCCAGCGAAUCCUACCUGCAAACACUGGUGAAAAACUACCGCGUAGAAGAUCUGGACCACCUGAAACAACUAGCAAAAACUCGCGAUUUUGGUUUCGUCGGAGAACACAGCGAGUUUGGACACUUUGUACCGACGGAAUUUCUCGACGAGGAAACUUCCAGGCAAAAAAGACUGCUGUCGAAAGAUCUGCUCUGGCAAAGCUGUACCGCGUACGUGUCCAAGACGUGCCCCUUCAAAUCUCGGCUCAACGACCUCAUCAUGGAAAUCCGCCAGUCGGGCGUCCAACACUUCUGGGAACUUCGGGCAGUGAACAGAUAUCUGGGUACAAACCUCCAGCGGAACAUUCUAAGGGGGCAUCUUUUCGGCACGGACAGUGAAGCUGAAAUUCUAACUGUGUCACAUUUUCUGGGUGCAUUUUUCCUCCUUACUUUGGGGCACGUUUCUGGAUUUCUAUUUUUGUUCGCGGAAUUACUCUCAUCGAAAUUUACCAUGCUACUUUCAAAAGAUUUCCUUCCGCAUACCUUCAGUUUCGAUUCUACAAUGAACACAUCAAGCUUUUUCCAACAUUUUGAUACUUCAGAUUAUUCCUAUGUUGCGAACUUUUUCAAUAAUUUAAUACUGUCACAUUUCUCAGCUUAUUACUGCUUCUGCAUAAUUCAACCGGUUGAUUUCGAUGUAUUUUUCAACGUGGAAAGUCCCUCAAUGGUCAUCACAGAGGAUCAGCAGUUUUUGCAUCAUUUCCAAAAUGGCGUUGACGGUGGAUGCCAGGCCUUUAUCGUCCAAGGGGAAUCUGCAAUCUUUGGAUUUUUGGAUGCCUUUUUUGAAGUUCACGAGCUUUCAGAACAACGAACCUCCAGCAAGAAGCUGGUCGCAGUAGUGGAAAACUUUGACUCGAUUGAACGAAUUUGCAACCAUUCAGCUAUAACCGAACUACCAGAUGUAUUAUUCGUGGUGUUGUUGCGCGAAAGGAACUCGGAUGUCCAGCUGUUUACAACCGAAACGUUCAGCGACGGUUCAAGAGGAUCAAAGAUCACCCGAAUAGUUCCUGUGACGGAUGAAAACUACUUUCCUGAAAAGGGUGCCGACUUCAAAGGUGUACCGAUUCGGAUGCGUACCUUGGAUUACCCUCCCUUCUCGUAUUAUGAGGAAACGACGCUCGAUAAGGCCAAUGCUCGUUACGACCCACAGUACGGGACGCCCGACACUCCACUGCUGGUUGAUGGCCAAGAACCUUUGAUACUGGUGGAAUUUUGUCGAUUAUACAACUGCACCAUUGAGGCCUUUUUCGAUGAGGAUGAGCUUUGGGGAGAGGUCUUCGAGAACCACACGGGCACCGGAAUGCUUGGAGCGGUACUUAGACGAGAGGCCGACUAUGCCGUGGCUGCCAUCUAUUGCUGGGAAGAGCCAUAUAGAUUCGUUACGUAUACCGCACCCUUGAGUAGAUCCGGUAUCACCGUGCUUGUCCCCAAACCGCAAUUACUCGCACCAUGGCGAACUCCUUUGCUGUCGUUUAGCAGCAUGCUUUGGCUUGCCGUUGGGGCAGCGUUCUGUCUGGGAAUCUUCGCAGUCUGGAUCAGCGAUGGCAUUCGAGUUCGUGUGACCGGAUCCAACGGUCAAGCUAAAACAUUCAGCGACUCUGUGCUGGUCCUCACCGGAUUCUUCAUGGAGCAAGGUUCGGACAUGCAUAACGAUUUGAUGUCCAGCAUAUUCCUCUAUUCGACGUUACUUUUCGCUGGAUUCAUGAUCGGCAACAUGUACGGAGCCGGACUGGCAAGUACCAUGACAAUCCCUCAGUAUGAAAAACCGAUUGAUACCACGUAUGAUUUGGCUGCGAGUGGAAUGCUGUGGGCUGCAACUGCUGUGAAUUGGAUACUUUCCAUCAUGACUUCAACGCAGCCCCACCUCCAAACACUUGUUGAAAACUACAGAAUAUUAGACACUGAGGAAUUGAUUGAACACCGGACCAAACGUGAUCUCGGCUACGUCGGCGAGCGCAGCGAAUUCGACCACUUUAGUCCGGUUGACUUUUUGGACGAGGAAUCUUCCCUGCUGUUGCAACUGCUGAAGGAUGAUCUGUUCUGGCAGACCUGCAUCGCAGCCAUUACCAAAACUUGGCCCUUCAAAGAGCGCUUGAACGAUCUUAUCAUGAGGGUUGACCAGUCAGGCAUUCAGUACUACUGGGAGGCACAGACCGUAGUCCGAUACAUGAACACCAAAAUUCAGCGCAACCUACUGUACAGCAGACAGAUGGAGACCGAGGGUGAGGCGGAAGUUUUGACAGUGUCGCACUUUUUGGGUGCAUUCAUGAUUCUUGGGUUUGGAUCUACGUUUGGUACAGCUGUGUUUGUAUUUGAAACAUUUGUACACUACAAGUUUAAAUCAUCAAAUAAAUAGACACAAUUCUUGAACUU
Molecule: messenger RNA, 3225 nt
Organism: Culex quinquefasciatus (southern house mosquito)
Lineage: Eukaryota; Metazoa; Arthropoda; Insecta; Diptera; Culicidae
Exons: 12
Coding region: 35-3208 (1057 amino acids)
Cellular component (GO): membrane
Molecular function (GO): ligand-gated monoatomic ion channel activity
Source: RefSeq, a predicted model, not a curated record